Sporothrix brasiliensis 5110 is the source of this 1929-nucleotide messenger RNA. RefSeq lists its product as uncharacterized. The transcript has a single exon. NCBI's taxonomy places the organism in Eukaryota, Fungi, Ascomycota, Sordariomycetes, Ophiostomatales, Ophiostomataceae. The coding region runs from base 1 to 1929 and encodes 642 amino acids. Gene Ontology annotation, molecular function: zinc ion binding. The record is from RefSeq and is a predicted model, not a curated record.
AUGCCUCGAGGUGGCCGUCGAAUAGGCCGCCGCCGAUCGCAACCGUCGACUCCCAGGACCACGCGCACCAGCAACCCGGCCACCCCGUCGUCAGGCCGUGGCAGCGACGGCCUCUUUGCUAAUGGCCAAUGGUUCUGCGACUGCAAGCCGCGGCGCCCGGCGGUCUUGCGCGAAACCCGCAAACCAGGCGCCAACAAGGGCCGCUGGUUCUACACGUGCCCCCAGGAACGGCGCCGGCAGUGCACGUUUUUCCUGUGGGAGGACUAUGCCGGCGCGAGCGGCGCUGGCGCUGGCCCGCCGUCAUCACAGGCGCCCCGGCCGACGUACCGGACAUCCAUUGGGCAGCGCACGACACCGCCCGCCGAGCGGCAAGACGGACCGGCAUCGCCGCACACGACACUGGCAGGACAGCGGUCACUGCCGCCCCCGGCACCGGAGCAGACGCCUAGACAGCGCCAGCGCAUCUUUACGACGGCGAUAGCGAGCGAAUUCCCCCAAGACAUGGCCUAUGGAAAUUACGAGAACCAUGGCGGCGAGUACGAGGACAACGACGAGGACGAUGGCUUUGAGCCACCACCGACACCGACACCUGCACGAGCACGGCGGACGAGUGGGACAGCAGCGCAAGGUGCGUCGUUGGAUGCAACACAGACGCUGCCACCAGCUCCUAUUGAGAAGCCCAGCCGUCCUAUAACAAAAUACUUUGGCGUCGUCAAGACGAACGGCAGCGGGAAAGACGGUGACGGCGUCGGCGGCAGCAGCAGCGGAAAGAAUGGCGCGGCCACAGGUCAGGCACAACGGUUCGAGGCACCCAAACGUACUGCGUCCGACUACAGCGACAGCGAGUUUGACAGCGACAUGGAGCGGGCGCUGGUGGCGCUGGUGGACCACAGCGAGCGGAAGACGCGUUGGCGAAGCGAUGCAGCAGGUCAGGGCGCGGGGGCCAAUAUCAGGCAGACGGACGACGUGAACGAAGGAGGCAGUCUGGCCAUGGACGUUGAGGAAAGUGAGGAGAGGAGGCGACGAAUCAUCGUUCCUGUGCGCGAAGAGCUGCAAGAACAGGAGGCGCCAACCCGUCAUCGACUGGGCCACCGUCUUCUAGUUGCGUCGGACGGGUAUGCCGCGAAAGAAGCAGCGGCAGAAGCAGUACACGCGGCGGCGUCACCAACGACGCCGACGCCUACAGCGGUAGCACCUGUCGGUGCGACAACAGCAGCAACAGCCACAUCCUUUGCCUCAUUAUUUGGAGGAAGCCGGACCGGCGCGCAACAGCAGCCACACCCGGUCUUUUCAUUUUCGUCGUCCGUCCCGUCCUCGCAGGUUGCUUCACAAGCUUCUCACGCUGCGUCGUCGCAGGCCCCGACACAAAGCUCCGUCGACACGGCGGCCAUGACGACACCGCCGUCGUCCUUCCGCUCCGAGGUGAGUGCGGCGAGUGCGAGCACAGGAAGCGGACGAAAGCGCCGACAAGCGGCCGUCGACCCAUGGUACGGACGGCCGACGCAGGAUGGUGGCAACGGCGAGAGCGACGACGACGACGGCCCGUUCACGACACCGUCCAAGCGCGUGCGGUUCCGUAAAGACGAGGCCACUGGGACAAGUGCAGGCCCCAGCCAGGAGGCUGCCCCAACAAGCUCGCCGACGACGACGCGGGGACGGUCGGUACCAAUCAAAACCGAAGACGAGCCGAGCGAGCCCAACGGCACUGUGGCGCGCCAACACUGGGCCGAGGAGAACGGGAUGCACGUUGAUGGAGAGGAGGAUGGGCCACGUGCCAGCCUGGAGGCAUCGGCCUUGUCUGCCUCCCCGCAGCCAAAAGACCACAAUGUGACGCUGGCGGUGUUGCAGCUGCUGGCGGGCCAGCCCAUUGCACCUCGGGUGCGGCAGCAAGUGCGAGCACUGCUCAACGGCGCAUUUGCUGAGGACUAG